AUGGGCACCAAGUCUUUCUUGACAAGGGCCCGGGGUCUGCUCCGCAUCCAAAAUCAGCUGGUGCGGGAAUGCCUGGCUGAGCUGCUGGCCACCUUCGUGAUGAUGACAAUCACCCUGAGCAGCGCUGCACAGAAGAUCACCUUCUUUGAGACGAAGGGGAACCUCCUCACCGCCUACCUGGGAGGCGCCCUGGGUGUCAUGGCAGGCAUCUACGUAGCAGGGGGAAUCUCUGGAGCCCACAUGAACCCGGCAUUCUCCUUAGCCAUGUGCCUGAUAGAGCAGUUUCCCUGGUGGAAGUUUCCCAUCUUUGUGGUUGUGCAGACCUUGGGAUCUUUCAUAUCUGCUGGAGCUGUUUACAUCCUCUACUAUGAUGCCAUCUGGCACUACAGCAAUGGGACCCUUACUGCCUUUGGCCCCCGAGAAACUGCCUCCAUCUUUGUCACCUACCCAGCUGACUAUGUCUCCGUCGCCAAUGGCUUCUUGGACCAGGUGAUUGGCACAGGGGUGCUGAUAUUGGUUGUCAUGGGCCUCAUGGACAUCCGCAACAAGGCUGUCCCCAAGGGCCUUGAACCAGUGGUCGUGGCUCUCUUGGUGCUCUCCAUUGAGUGCUCCAUGGGGGCCAACUGUGGCUGCCCCCUGAACCCUGCGCGGGACAUCGGGCCCCGGCUUUUCAUCUGUCUGGCAGGUUGGGGCCUGGAGGUCUUCAGCAGGGGCAAUGGAUGGUGGUGGGUGCCACUGGUAGCACCGCUGCUGGGGUCCGCCGUGGGCACAUCCCUGUACCAGCUCUUUGUGGCUUUCCACUACCCGGAGGAGGAUAGCGAAGUCCUGGCAGAGCAGGGCUCCAUUGUUCUAGUCAACACCACCAUCGAGCCAGACAUUGGGAUGUCACCCAAGGAGAAGGACACUGAGGAGACAGUGCCUGCUGGGGAUCCCCCACCACUGUGCAUGUGAGAAAUGAACCCCACUCCUCUAUUUAAGACUUUAAUGAAAGAUAAUGAGCGACAAUUAUUAUAGCAAGAGCUACAGUGCUGGGUGCUGGCAAUGCCAGAGACACACCCACCUUGUCAGGCAGCUGUCCUUUAUGCUAUUACAGUUGCACUACUUUCUCAAAUGACUUUGCAGGUUUUUGGAGUCCCUUUAUCACAACCCCACCUCACAUUGCUACAGCAUUUCACAUGGCCACAGUUACAGUGUCUGAGGGUCUGUCACAUUCAUCACAUAGGCAGUUUAGGAUGGUCUUCUGGUGGUCUUCUGAUGCCACUUUAGACUUGAUAUUUUCCUUUUAUGGUAUUCUGUUCUCUGCCUGUGCUAUCUUGGAUAUACAUUUUGCAAUAGCAGCUAUAUCUUGUGAUAUGCCUUUCACAAGCAUGCUUGCUUCUUAUAAUAGCCUCGCUUCAUGCAUUUCCCCUCCCUAUUUUUUUCUUUUUUUGCACAAAAGUGAUUGUUAGAACCCCAGGCACAAAGAAUUUCAGGCUUUCUGUGCUAACAGGCACUGACCUGCAGGAGAACACUAUGUUUGACCUGAAGCUGUAAAAAAUGCUUCCAAAAUUGAGUAAUGGAACCGAGAUUGUUAAUAUGUAGUUUGAAUACAAGUGUGUUAUAUCACAUGGUGGAAAAUAUAGAGUUUAAGGUUUUAGGAUAUAGUAAUAUGUAUGUAGCAAAACAGAAGUUUUAAGGCAUAGGCUUGCCUUGCUUUUUCACCUUCUUCAUCAUGGGUUUGGGUGAUGAUAUGUGAUUGGGUGGAAAACUCUUCAGUGUGAAACACAGGUGUUUGGUGAUUAGGUUAAAAGUAAAAAUAAAUGAGUUGGCAUUUUAUAAUUAGGUAGUUUACACUUAAAAGGCCUUGUAAAGAGAAAUCUAAGGCUCCAUUUUUUAGUUUGUUAGCUUAGUGUGCUGAAGAACUCACAGUCUGUGAGAAUGUAACAUAGAUAAGAAAUUAAAUAAACAUCUGAGUCCAAACAAGAAUACUAUCUCUUGCUGAUUAAUCCCAACCCUGAGGAAAAGAAUCACGAGACAUUUUACAAGCAAUUACAAAUUUUACUAUUCCUGAAGAGCAGUUGAAACUUACAACAAUUGUUUGCAAGCAAUUACAAUUUUUAAUAAAAGUGAAUAAAUUGUAGCAAAAGCUAACUGUUACAUAGCUGUUUAUAACUAACCUCCCUUUGCUUUUUCUUACUAUAUUUGGCUUGAGUUAUGAUUUUCAGCUUUUAUGUUCUUUGUAUACUUGUACCUUUCAUAAAUCACGAGUGCUUCUUCUAAAUUUUUAAUAUUCUUCUUCUUUAGCCUCAUAGCCUUUUUGGGGUUAGUGGGCAUUGUUACAACCUGCAUACUUUGAACUACAUGAGUAAUUAGGCAAAUAAGACUCGGAAGAAAAAUUAAACUUGUUAUAUCACACAGCAUUAUGAAUCUUAUUUUUUUUUCCACCAGGAUGUCGCAAAGAAGCCUUCCCACCAUCCUUUAUCAAUUAUAGAUUCCCACUGUUUGAUUGGUACAUGAGCUAUUUUCCAAAUGUCUUUUGCUGUAUCCAAAACUGUAUCCCAGUUAUCAUCAAUUUGCAGGCAACAGUCAGAUAAGUUAAAUUUUCCGCAAUUUUCCUCCCUCUUCUGCUAACAAAUAGUCUAAAGCAAAUCAAUUUUAUAUACUGUAGCUCUGGUUUGUCUUUGUUUACUGAUCAUUAAUUCCAGGCCUUGGGCUGUUUAUUCACUAUAAUCUCUACAACUGCUUGGAGUCUUGUAAUAAGGUUUAAUAUAUAAAUUGGAGUUUGAUAUCCCUAACUUCCAUCAUAGGCCCCGGUGGCUGGUCCAUAUGUUUGUAUUAUUUGUUCAGGAGGCCAUUCAUCUUUACCCCAGUAAAGAUGGGAUGUCCUCCCAGUCUCUCAAAUUAGUUUUGUUCCCUUUUGUUUCUUUUUAAAGUAUCAUAGCUAGGUACUCCUAGGUUAUUUCCAUCCCAGUUUGGUAAAAGGAAAAAUCCUGGCUGUAUUAUUCCUAGAGUGCAACCUCCUUUCCACUGGGGAGGGAGUUUUGGAUAAGCCCUUUUCCCACAUAUCCAGAAUAGGCCAUCUGGUGCUUUCCAAUAAUCAUGGCUUUGAUGGGUUUUUGAUGAUUUAUGUUUUCCCAGAAUUUUGAUAUUUCAGAGAUCCCUGAAUAGGGAUUCUUCUUAUUAUCAUUACACAAGAAAAGUUCAAUUUCUUUAUUAUAUCUACAGUUCUUUUUUCUCUCUUGAGCUCAAUACUGUGUGAGUCCUUCAGGGAUCUACUAUACAGAAGUUCCAUUAGAAAUUUUGUGUCUUUUACAGGAAGUUGGUCCUACUCUUUUUAGGAAUCUUUUCCCAAUAUGCCAGAGGCAUUCAUCUCCUACUACUUUGGAACUCAAAAUCCACCCUUAGGGCCUGUUUUCUUCUUUUAUGUUAGCCCAGUUCCAUUUGAGAAGUUCAAGCAUGCCUAGGCUAUUACCUUUCCAUGGCCAUUCCUCUGUCAUCAGAGCUCCCACACACACCCAACAAUUGGUAACAUUUAGUCCUUUACUGAUUCUCUCCAGUAAAUUUACAAACAUGUUUUUCCUAGCCUCAGGAUUUCUAUAUAAUUUUUUAACUGUUGUUUGAGCCCUUGGUUUCCAAAAAAACUCCUAGUAACUCUGUGGUAAAAUCUCAGACUUUUUCCUCAUAUUUUUUCCUAAGAGAAGUAAAUCAUCAACAUAUGGGAUAAGUUUUACCUCUGGCACACUAGGGAAAUGUUGCAGUACCUCUUCCAAGGUUUGUCUAAAUAACUUAGAGAAUUUGAUAAAUCUUUGGGAUAAUUUGGUGAAAACAAAUAUAUCUUUACUUUCUUCUGUUAGGGGACAAGCCCAAAAGGCAUCUUUGAGGUCUAUUAUACUAAACUACUGAUGCAAUAGAGGGAUUUUAUUUAUUUUAAUAUAGGGAUUAGGUACUACUGGGUAUCAAUGUAUAUUUCUUUUAUUUACUUCUGUCAGGUCUUGGACAAACCAGUAGGUUCCAUCCAAUUUCUUUGCUGGUAAUAUAGGUGUAUUGUGAAGAGACAUGCAUGGUUCUGAAGUCCCAUCCUUAAGUAAUUAUUGAAUUACCGUAUACAAUCCUUUUCUCUCCUUUAAAAAAAGUGGGUAUUGUUGUACUUGAACUAGGCAGUCUUUGUCAGCUAUUUUUACAACUAAGAGCAGUUGAAAUUUACAAGUGUUUGUAAGCAAUUACAAUUGUUAUUAAAAGCGAAUAAAUUGUAGCGAAUGCCAACUGUUACAUAGCUGUUUAUAGCAAUGCGCCAGCAGCACAGUAUCCCCCACAAUCCCUGGCACACCACUGAAAGUCCUGAGGGCACGGGGUGUCUUGUCUAUGGACAUGGGGGUGCAAGGAUGUGGUGGAGGCCGUGGCCCCCAGCCCCAGGCCUGCCUGCAGGGGGACCGCAGCCUGGGAGACAUGUGCUGCUAGUGUGGGGAUUACUCCACUGGGAUGUGGGGCUGUCCC
Molecule: messenger RNA, 4473 nt
Organism: Poecile atricapillus (Black-capped chickadee)
Lineage: Eukaryota; Metazoa; Chordata; Aves; Passeriformes; Paridae
Gene: AQP10
Product: aquaporin 10
Exons: 6
Coding region: 1-951 (316 amino acids)
Biological process (GO): glycerol transmembrane transport; water transport
Cellular component (GO): plasma membrane; basolateral plasma membrane
Molecular function (GO): water channel activity; glycerol channel activity; urea transmembrane transporter activity
Source: RefSeq, a predicted model, not a curated record